Molecule: messenger RNA, 1506 nt
Organism: Penicillium argentinense
Lineage: Eukaryota; Fungi; Ascomycota; Eurotiomycetes; Eurotiales; Aspergillaceae
Product: glycoside hydrolase family 71 protein
Exons: 4
Biological process (GO): mating projection tip cell wall disassembly
Molecular function (GO): glucan endo-1,3-alpha-glucosidase activity
Source: RefSeq, a predicted model, not a curated record
AUGGCUUCGAAGAUGCUGUCUCUUAUCCUGGUAGGACUGCUGAUGCCAUUCAUAAUGGGCAGUCCUACACUUCCAAGGUCUGUGUCAACUUCGACGGCGCAAUCUUCAAAUGCGUCGGGAACCAGCGACAAACUCGUCUUCUGCCACUUUAUGAUGGGUAUCACAAGCAGCCGCCAAAGUGCCAACGACUACGACAACGACAUGAAAAGCGCCAAAGACCACGGCAUCGACGCCUUCGCACUAAACAUCGGAACCGACAUCUACACCACCCCCCAGUUAAUAUACGCCUACACCUCCGCCGCGCGGAACAACAUGAAAGUAUUCCUAUCCUUCGACUUCAACUGGUGGAACACCCAGCAAUGCAGCACCAUCGGCGCAACAAUCAAGCAAUUUGCGAGCCACCCGGCCCAGCUGAAAGUCGAUGGUAAAGUCUUUGUGUCGUCGUUUCAGGGCGACGGCAUCGACGUCGAGAGUAUGGCUGCGGCGGCGGGCCAUGAGAUCUUCUUCGCGCCGAACUAUCACCCCCAAGCGGGUAAUUUUGGCUCUGUCCAGGGUGCGCUCAAUUGGAUGGCUUGGCCGAGUAAUGGUCAGAAUAAGGCGCCGUCGGAUGGACUGAAUGUUUCUGUUGCUGAGGGGGAUGAGUCAUAUGGGAGUGCGUUGGGUGGGAAGCCGUAUAUUGCUCCUGCCUCGGCGUGGUUCUCUACUCAUUUUGGAAGCGAGGUCUCGUACAGCAAGAAUUGGGUCUUUCCCUCGGACUUGUUGUGGUACCGCCGGUGGCGGGAGAUCUUGAGGCUAAGACCUCGUUUUGUCGAGAUUAUCACCUGGAAUGACUAUGGGGAGUCUCAUUAUAUUGGACCGCUUUCAUCGCCGCACGAUGACAACGGUGCAUCGAAAUGGGUCAUGGACAUGCCACACACCGGCUGGCUCGAAAUGUCCAAACCAUUCAUCGCCGCCUACAAAGCCGGCUCCGACUGUCCGCUAAAGUACAUCGACGAAGAAAAACUGGUCUACUGGUACCGCCCAACGAAGCGGGACAUCGACUGCGACGCCACGGACACAACAAUGAGCGGCAACCCCAGCAACGCCAGCGGCAAUUUCUUCGCCGGCCGGCCAAACGGGUGGGAAAGUAUGACAGACGAGGUCUUCGUCGUCGCGCUGCUAAAGAAGCCAGCGCAGGUGCGUGUGCAGUCGGGCGGACAGUCGCACGUCUUCGCAGCGCCGGCGGGCAUCAGUGCCCAUGCCGUACCAAUGGGAGUGGGCCGGCAGGAGUUUGCGGUCAGGCGUGAGGGACGGACGAUCUUGUCGGGGAGGAGCUUGAAGGAAGUCGAGGAGCGGUGCGUGUGUGGAAUCUACAACUUCAAUGCGUAUGUGGGGACGCUGCCGGCGACAGCCACGAUUGACCGACUGCAGCCGGCUGGGCUGGCCUCGUUGUCGCAGGGGCUGAGCGUCGCGUGCCCAACGAACACUUUGGGGUCGGUCACUGCUGUUGCUACUGCUGUUGCGACG